UUCCUUAAACCCUUGCAUAUAAAAAGUAAAAACCCCCCCUUCUGAUUCCGGCAUCACAAUCAAUCUCAGAAAAUGGCCCUGAGACGAUUAACCUCCGUUCGGAACCUCCAACGAUGCCUUUAUCGAGCAACUGAAAUUCGAUCGGUUUCUUCUUCCUUGCUCAACAGCAGCUCAAGAAAUUCGCCUGACAUUUUUUGUGAUACUGAAUGCUGGCCAAAUUCCUCUUGCUUAUUUAAGCCACAUGACAGUAGUUCUUGGAAUAAUAGAUUUACCCAUGUUAGUAGUUGGAACACUAUAUCUAGAUUGUAUAAUGACACCAGCAGUCUUCCUUGGACAUCAGGUGGACCUGUGCUUCGCUCAACAAUUGAACCCAAGCCUACAAACUUUGGUUAUCAGCGGUCAGUUACAGUGCAAGCUAAAGCUCCUCCUCAAGCGCGGCAAAUGGCAGCUGUUAAAGUUUCAAUGCUGAGCCCAGGGAUUGUAUUUGAACCAUAUGCUACUCGUGAAUCAAUGCCCUUUUGGAAAAGAUGGUUCACAAGAACUGGUUGGAGAAGAAUAAAAGAAGAGAUCACUUCAGAGCUCAAAAGUGCCUAUGCAAUUGCUAAACUGCGCAAAACUGGGUAUUCAAAACAGAAAUUCUAUGAAGAAGCACUUGAGUUGUACAAAGAGAUAAACACUCAUAUAGCAAAUGGAGAUAAAGCACCACUGAGAAAAUCAGUCACAGAGAAGAUGUACUCUGCUCUCAAGAAUGAGAUCAGGCAGAGAGAAUCAGUAUGGAGUCAUGUUUACUGGGAGCUUGUUGAACCAGUUGUCAAAAUACGAACUCUGCGAGCUCGUAUGAUUGGUGUUGAUCGGGAUGACCUCAGUAAACUCUUCAUACAAUUGACGCUUGAGAUUGUAACAAAACAGAAAUUUGAGGCAUAUAAUUCAAAUGGAGCUGUUAUUGCUGGAAAUAAAAACAAAGAGGUCACAGUUCGAGAAAUAUGGGUUUUUGAGAAAUCUCUCUUCCACAAGGGGGCAUGCUGGCGUCUCUGUGGUAGAAUCAAACCAUAAUUGGGGGCUGUCUUUAAAAAUGAUUAUGACAACAUCUCAUAGUUGAAAAUUUUCACUGUGUAUUUCUUAUCUUAUGGUAAUAAAUCUCAAUUUUGUCCCCUUAUUUUGAUGGUUUCCCCUUCACAUUUCAACUUUGCUAGUAAUUGCAGAUUUGCAGCAGUCCUCCUGUGUAUUUCCUUAAAUUUUAGAAAGUUGAAGGUGACCAAAUAUGUACUUUGGUAGUGAUUUUGGGCUUGAAUAUAAUUUCAUUCACAGGCAUUCCUUCA
Ipomoea nil (Japanese morning glory) is the source of this 1319-nucleotide messenger RNA. RefSeq names its product 39S ribosomal protein L45, mitochondrial. The coding region runs from base 73 to 1053 and encodes 326 amino acids. Gene Ontology annotation, cellular component: mitochondrion. The record is from RefSeq and is a predicted model, not a curated record. Lineage: Eukaryota; Viridiplantae; Streptophyta; Magnoliopsida; Solanales; Convolvulaceae. The transcript is spliced from 13 exons.